Molecule: messenger RNA, 2265 nt
Organism: Mesorhabditis belari
Lineage: Eukaryota; Metazoa; Nematoda; Chromadorea; Rhabditida; Rhabditidae
Source: the annotation of a GenBank genome assembly
AUGUUGCCCGCUGUUUUUCGCCUCUUUUCACUCAUCUCGACAACAAUCUAUGCGACGAUAUCAGAGCCGGUCACUUCCACACCGGAUUUAUGUAUCGACAAAUCGCCCUAUUGCAAUCUAAACGAUUGUGCGGUGAGACCCGGGUAUUCCCUGCAAUUUUGUCGAAGAACUUGUGGCCAAUGUGGCGAAUUCUGCCAAGAAUCAAUAUAUGUUUCUUGUAAAGAAGAGCGAAAAGAUGAGUGUGCGCAAAUGUUGAAAGAUUACUGUCCGAUGCUUUGUGGCUUGUGCACUCUUGGGAAUCAGACGACAAAGAAAAUUUCUAAAAUUUCGAAACAGAGUAAACCUAUGAAGUACAAGAUUUUCGAUAAAGGACUUUCGACACCAUUGCAAUCAACUACUUCUACAAUAAAAAUUGAUCAAACGGGUGUUGAUGAGAGUACAAAAAGAUCUCACAAACAACUCUCGUAUUCCCUGUCUCGAAAAAGAAAAAAGAAAACGAAGAAAACCUCAAAGAAACCGAUCAGCACACCAAUUCUACCGUCAGAGACAACCACUAGAUUCACCAGUCCUCCCAUCUCCACCCAAACAUCACCAUUGAAUUUUGCUCGUCCUGAGCGGAAACUUCUCGGCGUCACCAGCACUGCUAUUACUCAACCAACGUCGGAUGAUCCAAUAUGGGAAGAACAGGAAACGAGCACAUUGAACAAUCAAGAAGAGAUGGCUUGGGUUCAUCCGACUAGAGUCUUCCCACAAAUUCAAGCUGAGAUCGAUCAAAACGAGGAGGCGAUCUCGGAUUGGGCGGCUGGCGAGUUGAUGAGUGGCCCAACUCCGCACAUUGUCCCGUUCAAUCCAUACUUUGUACCGAUUAACGCAAAACUGGGCUUUGGUGACACGUCUCAAUGGAGCAAUGGGUUGUUCAGUGAUGAUGGAGAGAAGGAGGAACAUCUCCCUCAACCAAUCCCUUUAUCUACUUAUCGCCCACUCCAACCACAGCCGAUCAUUUUGGAGAGUACACCGCCAAAUUGGACGCUUUUCCCAAUGCCAAAGAAGAUCGCAGCGAGAAAGCAAAAGGCUUUGGUGAAAAUUCCAAAGCCACGACCCUUAACAAUCAACGCGGUUGAUAUGAAUUUCUUGGGAAGUGAAGAGGAAGAGAUUACGGAACCAACAAUGGUCCCAACGUUUACGCCAAGCUUGAACCAAGGUCCAGAGUGGAGAUUCUCCGGUGUCGUCCCUCCAUAUCAUUUCCCGGAACAAGAGAAUUAUCUAGCAAAUCCGCAAGAUGAUGCGAACACGGCUACUCAAAUCGACGGUCCCGUAAAUCCGAUGUUGAGGAAGAGAAUCGUUUCACAGCCAACCGAAGACGAAAGCAAUUACUAUCUUUAUCCAAGUCGAUCAGUCCAUCGAAAAUACACAAGUUCUCCCUUUGUUCAUGUGACCGAAUCGCCAAGUGUUUCCAGUAUCGAAGUGAACCCGAUGAAAUUGACGGAUUUGAUUACGUUGCUGGGAUGUCGAGAUCGAGAUCCGACUACUUGCUCUCAGAUCUCGGAAGAUACAUGUCAUUCAAGACCUGGGUAUUAUUUAAAGCUAUGCCCAGUGAAGUGUCGGAAUUGCAAUGGACUCUUGUGCUAUGAUUCAAUAAAAAUCGAUUGCGCUGAAGUGAAAAAGCGGGGCGGAUGUAAACUGCCACUGGCUUCUGAAUACUGUCCGAGAAGCUGCAACCUUUGUCCUCAUACACCAGCAUUCAUGGAAGGCCUUUCUCCAUGCAAGGACGAAUUGGAUACGUGUGAACCACUGGCAACUACUGGUGUCUGUGAUCAUCCUUACAGCCAAUCUGCCUUGAGGAUCUAUUGCGCGAAAAGUUUUCUGAUGGAAAAUCAACCGCCCGGUCAAGAGAAAUGCUUCGUAUCGAGGGAUUACACGAAGGGACUCGCGGUUCAAUUUGAAACACAAAUGCCCGAAAUGUUGCAAGGAAGAAUACGAGACGACGAUUGGUUGAGAACAAUCAGAGGGAUCAAUCAAAAAUUUACGGAAGCAGAAAAGGUUUGCACCGAUUCGGUUCUCGAAACGAUUCUUGGGUGUUGCACGUGCUACAUCAAUCGCUUAAUCGCAAAAACGCGAUACGAGAAGAAGCUGAAAGAGAUUGAUGACCAGAUCAAUCGAGAGAACGAUCACAUCUACAUGCCGUCCGGUGUCCACAUUUUGAAUCCGAUGUAUCGAGGGCUAAGAGUGAUUGAGAUCACGGUCGAGCCUUUGGACAAAGAACGA